AUGCUGAGAGAUUUUCCAAAGAAAAGAAAGAUCUUUAACAUAGCAGAGAUGAAGGUGAUAGAAGAGACACACGCAAAGAGAGAAGAAGCCUGUACAGAACCAGACUCUUCCCUUUCGGCGGGCCACCAUCACCACAGUCCUCAGGUCACUUUCCAGCCUAUUUCCGAAAGCGAUCAUACUCUAUCCAGCCACCUGAAGUACGCCUUUAUGCAAGACACUGUAGGAAGUUUCCGGAAUUCUAAUGCUAGACCUUACGAGGGGCUUUUUAGCUCAGGGACUACACAGAGAAAGAAGAAGCUGGAAACAAGGGUCUUUCCUUCCGUAAAGUCUGGAGAGGAGCUCUCAGAAUUCAGAUACGAGCUUCUUUCUGCCUCACAGAAGAUAGAGCUUAGCAAGUUCUGCUGGAAUGCAUUUAGAAAAAGAGCCUCCAACAGUCUUUUUGCUUGGGUCAAUUGCUUCUGGAAAAAAAGCAGGAUAGGACGCUCUAGAUUGAUCAAUCCUAUGGUCUUCGAUGUUAUCGAAUCACUAAAGAGAAGAGCAACGUCUACCAAGUUCAUCUUCCGCUACGAACCGGACAAGUUGGAGGCCGCAAGAAUAGCAAGCAUGCUUCACGAAAGCAAGUGUGUAGACAUCGAGGGUACAGAUGUUCUAGUGCUGGCCAAUGCCCUAAAGAACUACAUAAGGGAGCAUCUGGACGGCUUGAUUCCCAUAGAAGUCUUUGAGAAGAUUAAGUCUUGUAUCAUCUCAAACGACAGGCGUACAAAAGAAGCAUUGUUUUCAUACAUGCCGUUUAUAUUUACAGAUGCAGAAAGACAUCUACUUGUCUCGCUUUUUGAGUUACUAAGGAUGGUUGAUAAAAACUCGGACGUGACAGAAAUGACAAUUGACUCUCUUUUGGGGCUGUUUAGCCUAGUGCUGCAUCCUCAAGCUGCAUUUGCAACACUCAGUGACCUAGAGCAUGUCAAAACCAUCACAAGAGAGCUGUAUAGACUGGACUUCGGGGCUAUACCACAGGCUGUUGUUGUUCACGAGCUUGUUUUCGUGUAG
Molecule: messenger RNA, 1047 nt
Organism: Encephalitozoon hellem ATCC 50504
Lineage: Eukaryota; Fungi; Microsporidia; Unikaryonidae
Exons: 1
Coding region: 1-1047 (348 amino acids)
Biological process (GO): signal transduction
Source: RefSeq, a predicted model, not a curated record